Molecule: messenger RNA, 2119 nt
Organism: Polistes dominula (European paper wasp)
Lineage: Eukaryota; Metazoa; Arthropoda; Insecta; Hymenoptera; Vespidae
Source: RefSeq, a predicted model, not a curated record
AGCUUCGAUCGUAUAACACGGUAACACGUAAGUACACACAAAGUAUACAAAGCUAUUCUUGCUUGCAUGGACUCGAUCGACCCAUCAAAUUCACAUAGCAACGUGGUACUAAGCAACGAAUGAUCUUUUCAAAGCUGGCCUGUUAUUUGUACAAUAAUGAAGUGCAAGCAAAGCAAAGUAUUCAGAACAACAGUGUACAUACGUUCAAGAAAAUGCCUGGAAUCGCGAGUGCCACUGGCCUUAUCUCUGCACGUGUUCGACCUGUUUAUAGAAACAAACCGCAGCAUGUGGAACUUUCAGCGUUUACAAAGCCUGCACCCUUCGCCCUUCGACCUUACGCUGGCCUUUUUAAUCCCUAUUCUUAUGGUUGCUCCGUCUUGUGUAAUCAUCCUGUAGACAAUGAAGCCAAAGAGGUGGUGCGUCGGGCGAAGGAUACAUGGGCGAGCGAAGGAAAAGCCCUAUUAUUACCAGAAGAAAUGGAAAUGAUUCGCGCUAGAUUAUUGGCUGGCAAAGAAAUGAACGUCGACACUUUAAUUGUUCCGGAAGAACUAUUCCGGAAAUAUACUGAGACGGAUUCUCGACCUCCCACACCGGCACCUACUCUCGCUAGCGUUCAAGCAGCGGCAGCGUCAGCGUCAGCUUCAGCGUCAGCGUCGUGUCGUCCUCUUCAAAAUGCUCCUUCACCAAUUAUAUACAAUCCACGAGAACGCACUACCUUGGUUUUAGAUCUAAGAACCAAUUCGCAAGCCCACCUGAACAACGAUACUCUCACUUGGCAUGCACUGACUUUAGAAGUUUUACCAAUUCCUAGAAAAAAUCCGAUCGUCAGCAAUAAACCAUUAUCUCGACGUCGAUUUAUAGCUUCGUCAACGCAGCCACCACUUGCUCAAACAUCUUCCUUAAAUGCUAAACCCUGUGAAAUGAUUGUAGAUGUUAACGAUGUUAACGAUGUUAACGAUGUUAACGACAACAACGGCGAUGAACUUACGGUCGUACGAAGGCGAGGAAAAAAAUUACGUAAAAGGAAGUGCAGAAGAGAUUCGAUUUAUGGACAACAAACGGAAGUUCGAGAUCCAUUCGAACCACUUGAAACACAAAUCUCGCAAACUAAUGAUGAGUCCAGACGAGCUUCAAUUCAUCCGCUUACUGGUGGUUCUUGUACGGUGAUAUCUUCGGAAAAAGUAUUACUAUCCUUGACAGAAAAGACGAUGAUGCAUUUCAGUUUUAUACCGGCAGAAAUUCUGAAACAUUUGUGUAGAGAAUUAAAUCGCGACAAAAUCGAAGCGGAAUUUUCAAUGAAGAGAAAAAUUGCGUUCGAAGAAGCUCUGAGAGUGAAAGGUGAGACUCACUUUGCCUUGAGUGGAACGCGCCAAACUUCCGUACCACUGAUGAAAAACGUUCCACGUGUAUUUUCACGACAAACUGCUCGUUUUGAAAUACUGGAUAGCCAAAGUUUGUACGGAAUCACCGUACUGGAUUAUUUAAGCAGGCACGUCUUUGUGAGUUCUGGAAGAAAAUUAAUAUACAAUCGAGCCUUCGUCAAAUUCCACGAAGAAAACUUACAAGGCAGUCGGUAUAUUUGUUCAAACGAUAUUCAAGAAGCUCUUGAAGAUGCAAUUGGGAUGGUACUGAGCAAUGAACAAAAAGCACACUUUAACAGCUUCUUAGGAAAUAUUUCUGAACCGUUAAACUUUCGAACCUGGUGUGGUGUGUGCGCGGUAACAGAGAGAUUGUUGUGUCCUCUUCCAUCCAAACAAAUCGAUCCUCCUAUGUGGUUAGAAAGGCUGGACUUUGAAAUGCUCGAAAGACGAUUAGAUUCGAUCAACGUAGACUCUCAGUUGGCUCUUCUAUUGAGAGAAAUUCGCAAGCGAUAAUACACUGUGUAUCAAGAGCGAUAUUGGAAAGAACAAAAUCAACAAAAUAAAAUCAUAAAAUAAAGUUAUAUAAAAAUAAAGUUCAUUGUUACGUUCGUCGGCAUCUUUUAUUGCUAGGAUAGAUGCACGUGUAUUUACAUCCACCCAAGCGUACACAGUUACAACAAUAUACGAUUUCUCUUUUACUCAUAUUCUUUCUUUUUUUUUUUUUCUUCAUUCUAGCAUACAAUCGCGCAUCACACAUA